Messenger RNA from Pungitius pungitius (ninespine stickleback), 844 nucleotides. Its product is annotated as retinal cone rhodopsin-sensitive cGMP 3',5'-cyclic phosphodiesterase subunit gamma-like. Gene Ontology annotation, molecular function: 3',5'-cyclic-nucleotide phosphodiesterase activity; cGMP binding. Lineage: Eukaryota; Metazoa; Chordata; Actinopteri; Perciformes; Gasterosteidae. The record is from RefSeq and is a predicted model, not a curated record. Gene Ontology annotation, biological process: positive regulation of epidermal growth factor receptor signaling pathway; positive regulation of G protein-coupled receptor signaling pathway; visual perception. Gene Ontology annotation, cellular component: photoreceptor outer segment membrane. Bases 172 to 393 code for a protein of 73 amino acids. The transcript is spliced from 3 exons.
GAGGAGAACGGAGCCGAGCUGGCACACACCAUCUGAUGGGAUUAGCCACUUGGAGGACUUUAAAAGGGACCGUCGGACAGAGGGAGAAAACCCGCAAGUGGGAACCAAGCGAAGAUCAUCAGGCAGCAUCAGAAAAGCACUUUAAGACUCCGACAGAAGUAAACGCUCCAAAUGGCAGACGUUGCAGUUCCCGCCGACAGGAAGGCACCUCCCAAGUUCAAGCAGAGGACUGCUCGUACUUUCAAGAGCAAGGCGCCUAAACCCGGACAGAAGGGAUUCGGAGACGACAUCCCCGGCAUGGAGGGUCUGGGCACGGACAUCACCGUGGUCUGUCCCUGGGAGGCCUUCGGGGACAUGGAGCUCAGCGACCUGGCCAAAUACGGCAUCGUUUAGCCCUCCGCCUUUGACUCGCGUCGCCCCUCGCGUACACCGUCUCGCCAGGAAUAAAAGUAGCUGAAGCGGUUGGCGAGAGAGGAGGCAGAUGUUGAUUAGUAAAAGGUUUGACCUGGGAAAAAAAAAAAGAGAUCCUGUAGUUUCCAUAUGUCUCACGUACUUUAUCUUCCCCUGCCUUUACACCGGUUCCACAGCCCUAAACUCCCCACAGGAGUAAAGACAAUAAUGAAAUAGAGUAUAUUUUGUGAUGUGAAAGAGGAGUUUCUGUUGUUCUGAUAUCACGGUAAUGUUUUGCUCUCCAUAUUUCCUAAAAGCUGCUGAUUAUUUGUUCUCCGCAGCGUGUAUUUUCACGCUACAUUCCAUAAUUCACUUCACUCUUCAGUAAAAUGGACAUUGUCGGUAAAAAAGAACAAUUCCACAAUAAAAGCUAAUAUCUUUCGUAGAACACCUG